AUGAAUGUGGCAGAUAAGGCAACAAAAUGGAAUUCAGAUCCCAACUGGGAUUCAUCCGAUGAAUGGUUCAAAGGACCUGCUUUUCUUCACAAAAAUCAAAGUGAAUGGCCACAAAUGCCACAAAUAGAAACAAUAGACAGAAGUGAAUAUAGACCUUAUUUGCUGCAAAUUAAUGCAAUUGAAAACUCAUGUAAAUUAAUUGAGACGCAUUGCAUAACUAGCUUGGUAGUUGACGAUUACCACCGAAAAUAUCAUCAUCUCAAUCAUGAAACGGCCUUGAACGAAAUACGUCAAAAAUUUCAUAUUUCGGAGCUGAGAGUAUUGCUUAAGUCUGUAAGACGAGACUGCCAAGCUUGUAAGAUUCAGAAUGCUCGUCCUCAAGUUCCUGAAAUGGCCAACUUACCAAAGGCUAGGUUAUCAGCGUUUUGUAGGCCUUUUACAUUCGUUGGGGUGGAUUUUUUUGGACCGAUUAUAGUGACGGUAGGAAGACGAAAUGAGAAAAGAUGGGGUGCAUUAUUCACCUGCCUAACUAUUCGAGCAGUGCAUGUAGAAAUAGCUCAUAGUUUGACUACAGAUUCAUUUAUCAUGUGUCUACGGAAUUUUAUGGCUCGUCGUGGGACACCUUUGGAGAUAUAUAGCGACAAUGGUACCAAUUUCCGAGGCGCAGAAAAGGUGUUGAAAGAGGAAUUAAAACAGGUUGACUUAGGUCGGGUGGCUGAUGAGUUCGUGAUAGCAGAAUUAAAAUGGAAUUUCAAUCCACCCACCACUCCUCACAUGGGUGGUGCAUGGGAAAGGCUCGUACGAUCAAUAAAAACCGUACUUUACAAAAUUCUUUCUUCGAGAAAAGUUGGAGACGAAAGCUUGCGAUGUGCACUUAUUGAGGUUGAGAAUAUUAUAAAUUCCAGACCUUUAACAUUUGUUUCCUUAGAUGUGACUGAUGAUGAAGCGCUAACGCCAAACCAUUUCCUUCUCGGUAGUUCAAAUGGAUUGAAAAUACCUUGUGAUCCGGUAAAUUUGGAUUUGCGAAAGAGUUGGAAACAAUCACAAAUGUUAGCUGAUAUUUUUUGGAAGAAAUGGGUUAAAGCGUUCCUACCAACACUCAAUAAGAGAUCAAAAUGGUUCAUCAAAACAAAGCCAAUUACAAAGGGUGACCUGGUUAUCAUAGUAGAUAACGACCUGCCAAGAAACUGUUGGCCAAAAGGACGAGUAGUUGAUGUUGUUACCGCAAAGGACGGACAGGUACGCCGAGCAAAGGUUCAAACGGAGCAUGGUGUGUACGAGCGGCCUUCGGUGAAGUUAGCAGUUCUAGACAUUGCUGGCAGGGAACAAGAGAGUAAGCCAGAUACGGGUUGUAGUCAGCUUACUGGAGGCGGUAUGUUAGCGACAUCUGCAUUGUCGCAGUAA
This is a messenger RNA of Eupeodes corollae, 1404 nucleotides long. RefSeq lists its product as uncharacterized. The record is from RefSeq and is a predicted model, not a curated record. The transcript is spliced from 2 exons. Gene Ontology annotation, molecular function: nucleic acid binding. NCBI's taxonomy places the organism in Eukaryota, Metazoa, Arthropoda, Insecta, Diptera, Syrphidae. Gene Ontology annotation, biological process: DNA integration. Bases 1 to 1404 code for a protein of 467 amino acids.